Messenger RNA from Fimicolochytrium jonesii, 1049 nucleotides. RefSeq lists its product as uncharacterized. Bases 235 to 888 code for a protein of 217 amino acids. NCBI's taxonomy places the organism in Eukaryota, Fungi, Chytridiomycota, Chytridiomycetes, Spizellomycetales, Powellomycetaceae. The transcript has 3 exons. The record is from RefSeq and is a predicted model, not a curated record.
AUUUCGAAUUUCGCCAAUCGUAAUCUGCCGAAGCAUCUCGCAGGUCGGCGAAACAGCCAGUCCCAUCUCAUCGCAUCUUCUGAAAGCGCAUCCACAGGGGCAGUGCUCUCCAUAGUGUUCACUUCCGCGGGCUCCUCAAAAUUUCCUCGUUUCUUCGUCGUUUUCAAACGCUUGUUGUGCAGUCGUGGUCCAGCUCAGCAGCACUUCGUCCAGAAAGAUUAUCCGUCUCGCACGAUGCCCAAGUCUCUCGGCGAGCGUCUGACGUCGCUCAAGACGAUUUCCUUGACGAAGAUGCGAAGUCUAGGCCCUCCACCGACCGCCGGAUCGUUCGACAAAAACUUUCAGAUCGAAAAGCAAGCCCGUUUUGCCUACCGUUUCUUUGAGAUUAUUGUGUCAUUUGCCAGCUGGUUCUUCAUUGGCAAACUACACAAUGAAGAGCUCAUCAAGGAGAAGGAGCUCUGGCCGGCUGUGCAGUAUCUUUGGUUUCUGGCAGUCGUUAGCCCCAUGCUAGCUGGCGUGCUCAUUGGACAAUACUUCGUCUCUGCCAUCGUCAAAUCCUGGUCCUCCUUGAAAGUUCUCGCCAUCGAGCUCCUUAUCGACUUCACAGUCUUUUUCCUCUGGUUGAUCUGUGUUGGCUACCUCGGCUCGCAGAUGGGAAUGUCAUGCAAGCCGGGAGACCAAGAAUUAUCGCAGUGCACGAACUUCAACUGGACACUAGCUUGGAGUUCAUUUAACGUCAUCUUUUGGUUCCUGUCAAUGGUGUGGGAUAUCAAGGGAUUCUUGAAGGGUGUCUGGGGAUGGGGUGGUGAGCAGCUUAGCGACAGGGAGGUGGACGCUGAGAUCAGACGGAUGAGCAGGAACCAAAGCCGAGGAAGCAGGUGGCGAUAGAGGACUGGGACGAGUUGAUUCCUUGUGUCCGGUAACAUUUGUCAAAUCAUUAUGGAUUUUAUGUAUUUGCUUCCGAGACUUGCCCGGCGGUGUGGCGCACCUCAUUAGAGAGAUUAUACGGUGAAAAAACGACCCCGAAAUGAAACGUUGAGAUUGCCGAC